Messenger RNA from Magallana angulata, 806 nucleotides. RefSeq lists its product as uncharacterized. The transcript is spliced from 2 exons. The coding region runs from base 551 to 802 and encodes 83 amino acids. NCBI's taxonomy places the organism in Eukaryota, Metazoa, Mollusca, Bivalvia, Ostreida, Ostreidae. The record is from RefSeq and is a predicted model, not a curated record.
CAUAUCGCAUGAUUUUUAAACUUCGUUUUUUUUUUAAUAAAAUCAUUCUAUACUUAUUAAAAAUCGAUUUCGUCGCAAAUUUUACAUGAUAAUCUGCCUAGUUUAUUAGUUUGAAAGCGAUGAAGUUCAAAUCCCGCGAUAUGCAUAUUUUUUCUCGCCAUCUACCCGCCAUCUUUUGUGACGUCAUAUGCGACCUCGAGCGAGAAGGUGUGAAAACAGCUGUUAGCCAUCAUUGUAAUCGGAUUACGUUUAAUCGACCAUUUAACCAAUUAUCACUUAUCAGAUUACUGAUAACGGAACGCUAUGGUGUUUUGUGCCGCCUACGGGUGUUCAAGCCGUCAGAAGAAGGGAUGUGGACUGAGUUUUUUCAGUUUUCCAAAGGAAAGUGUGAGGAAGAAGACUUGGACGAUUUUUUGCCGCCGAGAGGGUUUUGUGCCAACGAAAAACAGCCGUCUAUGUUCUGUUCACUUUUCCAAGGAUCAGUUGGACAGAGAUCCCGAUAAACUACGAGAAAAUGGAUAUGAUGGUGCUAAAAUUCGACUGAAGAGUGAUGCCCACCCGGAUAUCCCGCUUCUUCUUCAGCAACCCCAGGCGCAACCCCAGGACGAGAAUGCCGCCAUUCGUCUGCCCCCCACGAAGCCCAGAGGAGCAUUUGCAAAGCGCCAGAGAGCAGACAUACUACGCCAAGUUCUUCAAGAGGUGGAAACGAGGAAUGAAGGACAGUGUACUGUGUCAGCUAACCAGGAAGACUGUGAAGUGCCACCCCCUGUACAGGAAGAUCCCCCACCAGCCGAUGAGGUAACUGU